Messenger RNA from Trifolium pratense (red clover), 1971 nucleotides. RefSeq names its product monoacylglycerol lipase-like. The transcript has 7 exons. The record is from RefSeq and is a predicted model, not a curated record. Lineage: Eukaryota; Viridiplantae; Streptophyta; Magnoliopsida; Fabales; Fabaceae. Gene Ontology annotation, molecular function: lipase activity. Bases 444 to 1649 code for a protein of 401 amino acids. Gene Ontology annotation, cellular component: membrane.
UCCAACGUUUCACCCUCACAUCACAUGUGCCACAGUACUACCUCAAAACAUUCAUCAUUCAACAAUUAACAAAAACAACACCUUCAAACAUAAACAUUGUUUCCAUAGCUAUCUUCAAAUAUUGUUCUUGUUUCUUUUGCCACACCCCAUUUGUUCCUUCAUCCUUAAAAAACACAUUCAUUCAAAAGAGUUAUAAAUUUUAAUUUGUUACAAUAUAUAGUAUAAUCAUAUUCACAUCUAGUUUUAGCUUUCUACUAUAUUUGGCAAAAACAUUCUUAAAAUAAUUUUUACCUUAAUAACAAACUUACAAAAAAAACUAUUAUUUCUCUACAUUUAGUGGUCUUUUUUUCAUUUUAAUGAAUUUUUUGAGAGAAGAAAAAAACAUAUUUUGGAGAAGGUUUUGUUAAUAAAAAUCAAAAGGGUGAUUGAAUCUACAAGAAAAAAUGGCUACAGAGGCGUUUAUUUUAAAAGAAAGCGCCUAUUUUUCAUUAAGAGCAUUGAAGAGUCUUCUCAUGUUAAUAUCAGCAAUGUUUAUGGUACUUUUGUUACCAUUUAGAGGAAGGAGAAGGGUAUCACCUGUUGAAAAGGAGGAGAAAAUUCAAGAAUGUUGUCAUCAUCAUCAUCAUCAUCAUCAUCAUCAUCACCGGAAAGGCGCGGUGGUGCGUGUUCCGGCUAAGAUUGUGCCAUGGAAGAGUGCUGGUGGUGGUGGCGGUGGUGUUGGUGUGGUUGCAAUGAAGGUGAUGGAUCAUGUGAUGAGGAGGGAAUUGGCUAUAAGGAGGGUUUUGGAGGAUGGUGAUGAGAAAUGUUUGAGAGAGUAUUUUCUUUUUGGAACUAAAAGGGGUGACACAAUUUUCACACAAUGUUGGACACCUGUUUAUGUUAAGAUUAGGGGACUUGUUAUUGUUAUGCAUGGUCUUAAUGAACACAGUGGUAGAUAUAGUAAUUUUGCAAAGCAGCUAAAUGCUAAUGGCUACAAGGUUUAUGGAAUGGAUUGGAUUGGUCAUGGUGGAAGUGAUGGUCUGCAUGGAUAUGUCCAUUCUCUUGAUGAUGCUGUUUCUGAUUUGAAAGUAUUUAUUGAGAAGGUUAUAUCUGAAAAUCCUGGCCUUCCACUUUUCUGCUAUGCACACUCAACAGGUGCAGCAAUUACUCUUAAGGCACUUCUUGAUCCAAAAAUUGGAGCUUGCGUAGCUGGUGCUACAUUCACAUCACCUGCAGUCGGAGUUGAGCCUUCUCAUCCAAUUUUGGUGGCACUUGCGCCAAUACUAUCAUUUUUGCUGCCAACAUUCCAAUGUAAUUCUGCAUAUAAAAAAGGUUUACCAGUUUCUCGUGACCCAGAGGCUCUUAUUGCGAAGUAUUCAGACCCGUUAGUGUGCACGGGAUCUCUUAGAAUACGAACUGGCUAUGAGAUUCUUCAAAUUACAUGCUACUUGCAGCAAAAUCUAAGUAAAAUUAGAGUUCCAUUUCUUGUUCUACAUGGCACUGCUGAUUCUGUGACUGAUCCUACUGCUUCACAAAAACUAUAUGAAGAAUCUUCAUCAAAUGACAAAACUAUCAAAUUGUAUGAAGGAUUUUCACAUGAUCUACUAUUUGAACCUGAAAGAGAUGCUAUCACUGAAGAUAUAAUUCAAUGGUUGAAUAGUAGAGUGUGAAAUUAGGUAAAGCAGCGACGGAAAGGAUUUGGAUUUUCUAAAGUGAGUGAAGUGUAAGUAAAGUGAGGAAAUCAAGAGCUCUGAUUAUAACAAAUGUCAUGUUUUGUUAUGAUGUACUUAUAAUAUCUACCUUUGAUUUAUUAUUUAAUGGUUGGUAUUAUUCACUUUACACUCUAAAGUGAAUCGCUCGCUUUAGAGGAGCUGGAUCCGAGAAGAAAAUGUGAUGGAGGUUGAAGCGUCUGCAUUUUGUUGAUGAAUUUUAUGGGCUGUAAUUGUGACUAAAUUACUUGUAGCAAUGUAUUAUACUUUUAUUUUUUGCUUA